AAACAUGAGAAUUCUGGAGAGUUUGUGUUCAUUAUGUGAUCAGGCAUUCAAAACCACAUGUCAGAUGAACAGGCAUCACAAACACAUCCAUCAGAAAAAACGAAGUGGAAGAGAGGAAGAGAAAAGAAAGCAAGCUGAUGAUAAUCCUGUGUGCUCCAACACAAAAGCAACUAAAAGAAGAAUUCGUGAAUUUGCAUGCAGCAUCUGCAGUAGGAGGUGUUUUUCAAAUCUAGCUCUGCAAGGAUACUGGGGAAUCCGUGCUGGCAUCAGAAUUCUUCAUUGCCAGCACCGCGUGUACCAACAAAGGCUCAAGGCCUCCCUGAUGCAGCAUAUGGGAAUCCAUGCCGGUGAGAAGCCUUUCAAAUGUGAAGUUUGCUCUUAUGCCUCCAUUGAUGCAAGGUAUCUGCAGCAGCACUUCCAUAUACACACCAGUGAGAGGCCAUACAAAUGUCAGCUCUGUUUGUAUAGUUGGUUUUUCCAUGACAGUCAAUGCUAGCUGCACCAAAGGCCUUUGAGAGCUUUUCAAGGAAAGAGGUUGUGUCUGAAAACCAAGUAGCAAGCUAAGGAAAAGCAACAGACAGCUGGAUGUUGCCUCAUGAUCACAGGCCCUG
Rhea pennata is the source of this 611-nucleotide messenger RNA. Its product is annotated as zinc finger protein 235-like. The record is from RefSeq and is a predicted model, not a curated record. Lineage: Eukaryota; Metazoa; Chordata; Aves; Rheiformes; Rheidae.